AAGUACUUAUAGGUACAAAUGAAGCCCAAUCGAUUCAACAAAUGUAAAAUAUGAACACAUACAAGCACCAACAUACUUCAUACUAAAAUGAGAUUCAUUUCUUCAACUUUUUUUUUUAAAAGCAGCUGUAAAUUUAUCCGCUACAGUGUUCGAAAAUUUGACAAUUCAACCAGUUAAAUAUUAACAAUCCUGGACCUGAAUUUGAAUGCAAUCUACGAAAAAUUCAAGUUCGAAUUAAAACUUAAAUUGAAUAACAUAUCCUACUUUUUUUCAAUUUUGGAUGUACCUACUUAUGCACAUUUAUUAUGUAUUAGUUUUGAAAAUUUUGAUCCGAAUAUUGAAUGGCUUUUUUCAAUCUUUAAAAACGAAAAUGAAUAAACAAAAUUCAAAGUUUACAACUUAAAAGAUUGAAAAGACAUGAUUCAUGAAUUCAAAAUUUACUUAUCAACAAAUAAACAAAUAGUCAAGUAAUACGAACCUGCUCACUAAAAAAGAAAGUUUAGAACUACGAAGAUUGAAAAAAUUCAAUGCAAUUCAAAUUCAAUUCAAACAAAAGUAACCCGUAUUUUCCAUUGCACAUCAUCUACCUACCAGCUGACGAAAUGACGAAGUCUGGAAGAAAUGGUUGGUUUCAACCUGUCAACAACAAACACUGAUAAAGUGAUAAGUAAGUGGUAUUACUUAUAUGUACAGGGUGCCCAGAAACAUCGUGAACCCCAAAGAAAGUUUUUUAUUAAAAAAUAAUAUAGGUUGGCAACGUGAAAUAGAUGCAUAUGAUUGGUGCAAUGUUAUCACCUUAGUCUAGCAACCAAUCAUGUGCUAUCAUUAUUAUCAUUCAGUGUGAUCAACCGAAACAUUUGGCAAAAAACUUUUUUAGGGGUUCGCGAUAUUUCUGGACACCCUGUACUUAUUUACCUACGUGAGCUGAUAAGUGCCUAUAGGCCUACCAUCCCUACCACUAUUGUGCUUGUGAUCAGCAUUGUCUUCAGUCUUCGGUCCAUUUUGUGGUUUUAUCGUACUUCCAAUUAUUAUUGUGUAUGGGGUGCUAAAUGUAUUGUACAUAUUCAAGCGCAAUUUAGAUAAUUAUGUUUCUGAAUUUUGAUCGUUUCAAUUUUUCAACAUAGACUAGACUGUGCAACCACGAGGAAGAAAAUCACUGAACUUUACAGAAUAUUUACAUAUGCGACAGAGUUCAACGAGCCGAAUCAUGGUUGCAAUUUACCAAACAUUGUCAAGCAACGAAUACAAUGACGUCUCAGUGAAAGUUGGUGAAGAAAUUUAUCCCUUCAACCGCUUACGAUUAGCGUUGGCGUCCAACUAUUUUGAAAAAUUAUUCACCCUGGAUUAUACGGAGAAAAAUAGCGAGUUUGUGGAAAUUCGUGCCUUGGACAGCAACACGUUUUCUGUCAUAAUCGAUAUAAUUAAUGGAAAAGAUCUCGAGUCUCUUAUAAAUACCGACAACUAUGUUUCAUUAUUGAUAGCUAUGGAUUACUUGCAAAUGGAAAUCGAUUUAAAGCCGUUUGAAAGCUUCAUUGGGCGCCGCACUUACGAAAACUUGCCUUUCGACGCGCAAAUGUUGGAAUUGUGUUAUUUUAUACCUUCAAAUCGAGAUUACGAUAGCUUAAAAUGCAAAGUUCAUGUCUAUUUAUCUCAUUAUUUCAUGGAUUUCCUGACUUGUCAAGAAUUUCUAAAUCUACCUCUCAAAGAUCUCACCGAUAUUAUGAUGACUAAACGAAUCAUCGUACGUAGUGUAUACGAAUACUCCAGUGCUUAUGAGAAAGACGUUAUCAGUCGAAUUUGUGCCAAGUGGAUUUGUCAUGACGUUGAAAACAGACUGAAUGAAAUCAAUUUCAUGAAACUGGUGAAUGCCGCAAAUUAUAUGCUGUUUCGAUCAUUAUUUCGAAAAACCAUCGCCAAUCUCAGCAUUCGAUUGAAUAGUAUCGAAGAGGCGGGUACUAAAGAAGAAGAUAUCCGGAGAUGUUUUUAUCAGUUAUUGGGUCACAGCGGUGAAAUUGAUUUUAGUACUGAAACUGAUGGUCCUGAGGAGUCAAAAAUUUCAUGUACAGAGGCAGAUUGUCAUAUAGUUAAUCGAAUUGACAAGGAUGAAAAAUGGGUCAAGUUUUUCGAAGAAGGAUAUUUAUACGAUGUUACCAUUAAAGCUGGUGCAAAGACGUAUAAACUUCAUCGGUCCGUGUUGAAAACUGCAUCGGAAUAUUUCUCGGAUCUUUUUUCGGCAGAAAGGUGUGAAACUAGAUCAUCAAUUCGCGAGGACAAAGAUGAAUUGUACGUGAUAGAUAUCGAUGUUCCUACUUUUGACGCGGUUGUCCGGUUCAUAUAUUUUGGCGAUAUCGUGUUGGAUUCUCCCGUAAACUGUAUAAAAAUGCUAAAAGCUGGAGUACUUUUGAAAAUUCAGGAAUUGAUAAGUGAAAGUUCUACUUGGAUAAGGCAUAAUGCGGUGCAAUUUCGUUCUGAAGACAUACUGCAAGUGUUGGAGUCCAUAGAGCAUGGUAUAGAUUACCCGCCGAGGUAUCAUGAAACGUACCAGUUCUUAAUUAUGUAUUUUUAUUGUAAAGCGGAUGAAAACUUGACACGUAGUAUCGUUUAUCGUUUAUGGAGAAUUGCUGACAUUAUAGAAUACGUUGCAUUAUCUGAUAAGUGUAUUGCAUGGAUAUUGAAAGAUUUUCAAAAUUCAAAUUUCGAUGUCGAUGAUAUUACUCAGAUUUUAAACAAAAAACGCGGUGAAAUCACGCUGUACAGAUUUAUCAGCGGCUACUACACAUACGCUAAAAAGAAAUCACCAGUAGUCGACGUUUUUCUCAUAUUGUACACGAGUGAAAAACUGAAAUACGAGAAAUUGACGCAUCGUUGUAUGCAAUGGAUGACUUAUAAUAAAGCAGAAAUGACUGUGGAAAAUGUCAUCGAGAUAUUGAGUUUUACUCGUGGAAAGAAAGAGUUCGAUUAUGGCCAUGUAUUUUUUUUAUGCGAGUUAUUAGUUGCCACAUGGCCUGACGUGAACGAAUCUGUGUUCUGUGAGAUUUCAUGCAUCAUGCUAGAGAAAAUGCUUAGUUCGCCGAAUCUCUUCUUCAGUGAUCCUCAUCACAUCCUGGAUUUUUGCGCCAAAUGGAUCGUACUCGAUGUGAAGAACCGGUAUUGUCUGAUAUCUAAAAUCGCCCACGAUAUAAAUCGCAUUUGUAUGAUGAAUCCUGAUGAGCAUAAAAUUACUGAAAUUCCUGAAAAUUUGGAUACCUGUUUGCAACAGUUGAUCAGAGAUAAAUUAUGGGAAGUACUAUCUUCAACUUCGCUAGUUCUCCGUUCGCAUUCGAGAGAUUCGGUUACUGGAGAACGACCGGUAUUUAUAUCAUACGACUAUUCGAAAAAUGCUCACGGUGUUUUCGUAUUCAGAUGUGACAUUUUGGACAUGGAAUUCAACGUAAUCUCAUCGUUGACGCCUUUCCAGUUUUUCUUUGAUCAUUUUCAGGAGAGUGGGCCUAGUUCUUGCUCAGACAUUUUUGAUUAUUCAAUAUCGGCGACUCUAUUAGAAGAUAAUUUAUUUAUGCUUGGUCUAUUUGAUGAAAAAUACGAAUUCCUAGUUUACAAUUUAUUGUCUAAAAAACUCUAUUCCUUGGAACGUAUCCCUGAUAUGAUCGAGUGCCGUGGGAGGAGUACGAUUCUACAUUGCAACAACCAAGUGUACUGUUGUUUCGGUGAAAACGAUACCUUACUGAGAUAUUCCAUCGAAUUGAAUCGUUGGGAAGUGAUUUUGCUUGCAAAAAUAGAAGCGAAUCCGAAUCGAAUUUGUAGCAAAAAAGAUUUUCGUUGUACAAGUGACGGAAAGAAUUUAUACAGAAUUGAUUUAUCGAUGUCGAAUUCAUAUUAUGGAUUGUGUGUUGUAGAAAUUUGGAAUUUUGCACAAAACUGUUGGAUGCGUCUAUCAGAGUCGAGUUCGCUUGCUAAUGUGACUAAUGUGACUAAUGUGAAAAAUGGUAUCGCUGUAUUUUGUUCGUUGUCGUUCCUACCCGUACUUUUGUUCAAUCUGCAAUCUCAAUCGUGGAGAAAAAUCUUUCUUCCUGUGAUACCUUCAUCGUUUACUCCUUCUGGUGGACCAUUCAUUACUCAUACUCACCUUGCUAAUGAUGUAUUGUUGUUAUCUGAGAAAAAAAUAUACCAAUUACAAGAUCCGGAAGAGCAUUGGACAUUGAAGAAAGAUUUAUCUUUCAAAUCCGAUAUUAUUGGUAAUGUAGUGCUUAUUCAUCGUUCUGUAUGAACGAGACAUAUGUUUUACAAGAUAUUAUUCGAUAGGUAUAGGUACAUAUAGUAUAGGUAGGUACCUAAUAAUUUUUAUCUCAUAGUGUAUGUAUAGCUUAAGUAGAUGUUGCUUACCUAUGCUGUUUGUUCGUAUUAUUUAAACUAAUACAUAAUAGUU
Planococcus citri (citrus mealybug) is the source of this 4423-nucleotide messenger RNA. RefSeq lists its product as uncharacterized. Lineage: Eukaryota; Metazoa; Arthropoda; Insecta; Hemiptera; Pseudococcidae. The transcript has 3 exons. The record is from RefSeq and is a predicted model, not a curated record. Bases 1181 to 4264 code for a protein of 1027 amino acids. Gene Ontology annotation, molecular function: protein binding.